Messenger RNA from Cucumis melo (muskmelon), 681 nucleotides. RefSeq lists its product as uncharacterized. The coding region runs from base 119 to 484 and encodes 121 amino acids. The record is from RefSeq and is a predicted model, not a curated record. The transcript has 2 exons. Lineage: Eukaryota; Viridiplantae; Streptophyta; Magnoliopsida; Cucurbitales; Cucurbitaceae.
AUACAAUUAGGGAUUUCCAUUGCCACUUACCAACUCCAAAAUACCUUUGCUCUUUGCCUUUAAAACAAAACUUUAUUCCCUUAAAGCUUUUGUUCUCUCUGCUUUCUCUUAACAACAAAUGACCCCUCGAGCUUAUGUCUUAAUCUUCUUCUUCUGGUCUCUCCUCACCAUCCUCACACCCGCUCUCGUUUUUCUUUCCGAGAAUUCGAAACCGUCGUUGGUCUCGUUCGAAUCUACAGAUGGGGAAAAUGGAGGUAUUGAAAUGAGUAGAAAAGUUGUUGGAUUGACAAGAAAAUAUCAGAUGUUGAAAAUUUUGGCUGAAGAACAGAGAGCACCACCGUUGAUUCCGACACCCAUUACAGCACCGGCGCCGUCGCCAGCCCCAGCAUCGGCUCCGGGCAACGUUGUCCCGGUAGGGAGGUUCAUGGCUAAUGCUAGAAAACUCAUAUUGAGGACAUUGAAGGGCUUGAAAGAAGCACAUUGAUUAAGGGUAGGAAAAAAAAAUAUAAUUCAUCUCUUGAACAUUGUAUUGUUUCAAAAUAAAAAUCACAAUAUGGUUAGUUGCAAAAUACAAAUUAUUUUGACACUUUUGGUAAAUAAAAAAGGGGAAAAAGGAAAUUGUUUGUAAAUAUCUUACCUUUUAUUAAAGUAAUUAUAAUAGACGUAUUGCCUUCCUAUUUA